Molecule: messenger RNA, 1035 nt
Organism: Phytophthora infestans T30-4
Lineage: Eukaryota; Oomycota; Peronosporomycetes; Peronosporales; Peronosporaceae
Exons: 2
Coding region: 1-1035 (344 amino acids)
Source: RefSeq, a predicted model, not a curated record
AUGAAGGCGGAGCAGCUUACUGUUCUUGAUUCCAAGGCCCCUGCAGGAUCGAAAAAUAACCCGAUGGAUAUUAAGUCAUUAGUGGAUGUAUUCUCAGUGUUUGGCUUUUCGCCAGACGACAUCAUCGACAAGCAUGACCAGUGCACAAUCUUCAAAAAGAUCCGUGUUGAGUUAGACGACUUGCUCCGAGAUCUGUCCCUGAAUACGAAGAAAUACGACAAGGCAAUCGUCUUGCGCGACCGACUGCGUCUUAUCAAGCGCGAAUUCAUCGAGAUGCAAGGAACAUGCGAGAAAUCUCGUCAGGGGAAGGAGACGCAGCAGUUCAGUCGCGGUAUUGUACUCGCGAAACAGCAUAACGAUGCUCUAUACGCUGCUCAUACGGACAACUACGAACGUGAGAUCUCAUACCGCCAGGAAGAGCUGAAAAAGACACACGAAGUCGAGCGAGCUCAACUCGAAACGUACCUGAACAAGUUACAAGAGCCUCAUGUCAAGUUUUCUAGUCUGUUGCUCGAGCUGAAAAAUACUGAGAAAAAUCUGGCCAAGCUGAAGCUGUUUGAGGACGCGAAGAACGUCUUCGUCCGUGUCGCGAACAUGGAGCGUGACGAGCGUGCGCUGAAUGCUGCAAAAUUCGAGAAAUUCAAGGAGAACAAGCGAGCUCUGCUACUACAAAAGCAGCAACAGGAGCUAGCGGAGGCCGAAGAAAAAGUAACCGAGAAGCGCUACGUGGUCCAAAGAGCAAACGACAAUCAUCGAAAGACUGAAGUGCAACGCAUGAAAAAUCUGAAAACGGACAUGGAACACGCGCAUACGAUGGAUCUGCAUAGCAAGAAGGUGUUCUCGACAGACGCUGUAGCUGCUGUGCGGAAGUCUCAUGGUGCAACAUCAAGCACUUAUCGAGGACAGCAGCUCCUGAGCACAGUUCAAGGCAAGCGUCUCGAAGUGGCCAGUCUCUGUCUUCUUCACGAGAGUGAAAAUGGCGUUGUGCCACCUGGGUCGGUAAGUGUAAAUCUGCAACUUCAGCUGGAUCGUUAA